CUAUAUUUGCAGAAAGUACGUCGGGUAAACCUAGCGUGUGCCUCUGAAUACAUCUCAAGCAAGAAGCCGGUUGCCUCUAUUUCCGAGGUGGUUGGAUUUUAGCCAAGGUGACAAGAGGGGAGGGGUCGCAGAUGGUGUAGUAACACAGCGUCCCUGAAUGCCCGCCCGUUCAUCCCUGGACGCCGCGGCAUGCUCGGUCGAGCUUUGUGCCCGAGCAGGGGCCUGGAGGGGGGGACCAAUUCUUGAUAAGUACUCCAUACUCCUGACAGCAGCAAGAGUAGGACAUGAUACGCUUGUCAUCUUCCGGUUAUAUAUGCGCCUUAUUACAAUCACAAUAGAAAGAUAGAUUUGUCUUAGAACGAGAACAGCGAAGGCACACAAUAUAGAUAAAUAGCGGUCCCGCCCACAUUGCCAGCAAAUAGUCCCCAAGUUUGUCUAGAAGAACAACCCGGUUUUGGGGCACCAACAGACACCAUGGCUACACCAACUGAUAUCGAGGAAGACGCUUUCAUGUUUCCGUCUCUCCAGCUGAAUGUUGAGACGGAGCGCCGUGGCAUGCACCAACGAAACAGCAGUCCCUAUGAGGUUCAACGGCCUAACGUGCUCGACGACAUUUGCCUCGGCCUGCUUCUCCAGGCCCGUAUCGAUCGCGUCGUCCAUGGUCGCUCAACCAAGGAAGAAGGAGGGACUCCGACGACUUUGGUGGUUUUUGGCUUCCGGUUUCACGGCCUCAACCGCAAACGUCGCUUCAAGGAGGCAACCAUCACCAUUGUCUUCGAAGAUGAAAAGAAGCCAGGGACCAAACGUGACCCAGAGGUCGUAGCCCUCUGGCCAAACGGCGACUUCACUUUGGGCAAGACUCCAGUUCAGGUCGAGAACAAGGAUAGGGGUGAAGUGGGUGGUGAUGCUGGGGUGCCACUGGGCGGGACGGGAGCCCAAUUAGGGACCCACUAUGUGAGGACAUGGGAAAGGACCGAGUCAUUCGAACGAACGAACCGGGCGACUCUAACAGGUUCCAUCAUCUUGGACACCACCCACCGGGAAUGGGGAAAUAACAACGCUGUCACACUUACGUUGUGCGAGGAUGACAAGGCGAAGACCAGCAUCGUCACCGACCUCCGGGCUGCCGUGCUGUUGGAACGCCAAAACGACGCCGACAUCUUCACGGCAAAGGUCGACAUGAAGGCCAAGGGAGAUUUCGCUUACAACGUAUUCAGCGGCAUACGUAACCUAUCCCGCUUUUCACCGGCAAACGACCCUGUGCGGUUCAAGCCUGGUGUUCAAUACAUCCGUCGACGCACCUUGCACCCGGCAUUUGAAACCAAGCUUAAUAUCGAAAUUGAUAAGGAAAGGAUGAGUGUCGAUCAACUCGAAAAGGUGGCUGGGGUGUUGGGUAGCACUGUCUUGUCGAGCGAGGCAUCCGCGACAUGAUGUCCGUGGCCAGCGAGAGCCAAUGACUGUCAUUUGAGUUAUCUGUUGUCAGAGGGUUAUCGAUUUAGGUUGAGCAGAAAUUUGUGUAAUGCAAGGCGAUUAAUUAAUACUCUAUACGAAGGUGGUGUGACUCUUUGAGCAGCAGCUUCAAUCAAAAAUGGAUGUUUUUCAGCUGGUCCGAGAAGGGGCUGGGGGUUGAGGGGGGAGCAGGGAGAUUUUACCAUAAAAUGUCCUGCCAGAG
This is a messenger RNA of Daldinia caldariorum, 1672 nucleotides long. RefSeq lists its product as uncharacterized. Bases 475 to 1431 code for a protein of 318 amino acids. The record is from RefSeq and is a predicted model, not a curated record. Lineage: Eukaryota; Fungi; Ascomycota; Sordariomycetes; Xylariales; Hypoxylaceae. The transcript has a single exon.